AUGGCUAUCAUGCGGGUGUUCAAGCUUGGGAUAGCGAUGCGUCUGGACGCGAUCACUCCGGCCAAUUGUUGUACCUUCUGUGAGGGCAAGGACUGUUCAAAUCCGCAGACUGUCGAUGACAAGACUCAGAUCAAACAGCUCGGCGAUGACAAGUAUUGGGAACCAAAGACACCUUUGAUGUUACUCCGACGUGGAACUCCAGAAUCUAGUCAUGAUACCAGUCGGGCCGGGGCAGAUGUUGGAUUUGCUGUCUGGCCAUAA
This is a messenger RNA of Puccinia graminis f. sp. tritici CRL 75-36-700-3, 261 nucleotides long. RefSeq lists its product as uncharacterized. The record is from RefSeq and is a predicted model, not a curated record. Lineage: Eukaryota; Fungi; Basidiomycota; Pucciniomycetes; Pucciniales; Pucciniaceae. Bases 1 to 261 code for a protein of 86 amino acids. The transcript is spliced from 2 exons.